This is a messenger RNA of Pteropus alecto (black flying fox), 5108 nucleotides long. It is a transcript of the gene B3GLCT, whose product is annotated as beta 3-glucosyltransferase. Gene Ontology annotation, cellular component: membrane. NCBI's taxonomy places the organism in Eukaryota, Metazoa, Chordata, Mammalia, Chiroptera, Pteropodidae. The transcript has 14 exons. The record is from RefSeq and is a predicted model, not a curated record. Gene Ontology annotation, molecular function: acetylglucosaminyltransferase activity. Bases 2270 to 3586 code for a protein of 438 amino acids.
ACUGGGACAACGGCGAUGGUGAUAGUCUUUGGUUUUUCUCCAUAAACUCGCUCCCCUGCCGCGUCUCCAUGUCGGUGAACUGCUUCAUCUGUCUUCUGCAGCCUCGCUCUCUGCUCCAGCAGGUGUCGCCCCCACAGGCACCACCCAGCUGACCUCUGUGGGGCCUUCCCCUCCAUUCCUGCCGCCUCUGCCAUCGUGACAGAGCGUGGUUUCGUGCAAAGAAGCUGCUGCGAAAGGCAGAUAUCCGGCUAUCGGUACUUGACGUGCCUGAGACUCAGUUUACCCAUCCUCAGGGCGGGAAUAAUAGCGAUGUGUUCGGCUCAUCUUUCCCUGUCUCCUUUCCUCGUGGUUUUUCUCAAAACAGUCUUUCUUCUUUUCCUUCUUCUCUCCCACCUAUCCAGAACAUACCACUGAGUCAAUUUUCUCACAGCAUACAUAGCUCAUUCUAUAAAUCGGUGCCCGGGGGGGUUGCAGAAGUAAACACAAGACAGGACUUACGAGCUACAGUCUCGUAGUGGACCGUCAUCGCCUGCUGACAUCUUUCCCGCCUGUCCACUGUCCUCAUGGCCAUACUCAACCGAGGACCAUUCUUCUGAGCAUGGCAGCCAGGCCUGUCCAGUGGCCUAGUUCAUGUCAACUGAAUGCAUCGGUCUGUGACCUCACAGCUCCCGACGUCCAGGGCACUGCUUGCCACCUCCCCCGUCCCCCGUCCGCCUGCUCCUGAAGGCCCAGUUCACUGCCCCGCGUGCGAGCCCUUCUCCAGGCCCCCAGGGGGAUGUGUCCCCAUCAGUGACACGUCCUUCCUGUGCCACCUAGGGGACUCACCGUAUCGAGGCACGUCUUGGUUCUCUCCGCUAGACUCUGAUCUCCCCAGGAAAAUGCAUCUCUCAUCCCAGCCUCAGUAGGUCACGUGAGGGCCUCGCGCCUGCACUUAACUCUCUGACCUGUGCAUCGACGGAGAAACGGAAAACGUUUCCUCAUUUUGUUGAGCGUGUGGACCGAGACCCUACAUCAGAGAGCGGCUGCUGUCAAAUGAACGAACAGCUACUCCUUCGCCCCGGCAGCAAAACGCGGACACGUCUCGUGUGGGCGGGGCCCACGGCUCCUGUUCUCAGUGACACUUCCUGGUGCUCCUGUUGAUACAUCUGUGAGCAGCGAUUCUUAACGGCAAUCUUUACUGAGAACGGGAGGAUAUGUGAUUCUAGAAAGGAGAACAGGACAGCCAAGGGGACAAUCUGUGUCUCAUCGGGCGUUCCUGGGAGAUAGCUCGCUUUCACAGAGAAGCCUCCGCACCACUCUGUCUUCGAAAGAACAGAGUCGAGCGGCGGUGGCUUUGCGUUUCUGGCCUUAUCCUGGGACCUGCCCGGACGGCCCGCCUGGUUGUGGUUCCUGGAUCUCAUUGCUGGCCGAGUCUGGAAGAAUCCUGUGGUUAAACCUCUGCCGGUAAAAUCCUGGGCGAAGGUCUGGCUGGACAGCGUGGGUUUCGCCUGUCCUUUGCGGACGGCUCUGCGAUCUCGGAGAGACCAGGCCCUCGAGGGCAUUGGGGAGGCCACCUUAUAUAUGUCAUGGGAGUUCCUCCUGCGCCCUGCUGCAGGGGCGGGGUGGGGGGAGCUGCGGCCACCGCAUGGACCCUGACGAAGGUUUCGCUAGGUCUCUUCUCUUCCUGUCUCUCCUCCCACGGCGGGCAAAGGUCCUCUUGCUUUCCGAAAGGUUAGGACACCAGGAGCCCUGACUGGCUGCUCCCCUUGAUUCUGGGGGUGGGGUGCGGUCAGCAGGGGGUUAAAUCGGGGGCGUGAUGCUCACGAUGACCCUAAGCCCUAGAGACCCGGUAUCUAGUCCCAACUGCCCCUCGACCUGAUUUUAGGUUUGGAAAGUGAUCCCUGGGGUCACUUGUGAUUCCUACGGCCACUCCUGUGUGAGGGGCCCCGGGGAGUGGGGAGUUGGAAUCUGUCCCUUGGUCAGGCUGGAUUCCCAGGAAGCCUCUUACAAGGCACACCAGAGAGGCAGCAGGCCAGGAGGGGCUGGGUGAGCCCCCUGUGCCACUUUCUCCAAGUCCCCACUCCACUGCGUGCGGUGCCUCUGCCCCAGAGGUCUUCCUCCUCGCGGCCCAGGACCCUCCUGGGUCUCCUUCAAGGUCCUGCACAAAAGGCCCUUCCGCCUUUCUGACAGAUUCCCACGGCUGUGACAGAUCUGUCUUUCCCUUGGCGAGCUCCCAGGUGUCCCCACCCACCCGUGCUGUAAAAAGCAACGUUGCUGCCGCCCCGACGGGAUGGUGGGUUCUGGCUGCAUCCGAGGAGCCGCCUGCACCUGUUCGUGUCCUCACCGGCACCUCUGUUCCAGGAGACUCUGGACUCGUGGUAGGGAGAGAGAACUCCCAGCAAGUCCAUUAAUCACAGGACCGGAGUCGGUGAAAGGCCCCGGCACACGGCAAUUCCCUGACACGAUGAAUUUCGAUGAAAAUGUUGAUCAGGCGCCGGAGUUGCUGGUUACCAAACGUGGAGCAGCUUUUGCUUUGGCUUCCGAAGAGGUAAAGAAAGAGGCCACGCAGUCUAAGAAUUUGGAGAAAAGUGACAUAUCAAGGAAACAUGACAUAGAUUUAAAAGAAAUCGUCUUUGUCAUCCAGAGUCAAAGUAAUUCCUUUCAUGCAAAGACAGCAGAACAGUUAAAAAACAGCAUCUUAAAGCAGUCUGCGUCUCUCGCCCAGGAACUGCCCCAGGUCCUCCUCCUCCACGAGCUGUCCAAGCAGGAAGGCGCGUGGACCAUACUCCCGCUGUUACCACACUUUUCUGUAACGUAUAGCAGAAAUUCAUCAUGGAUCUUCUUCUGUGAAGAAGAGACGAGAAUACAGGUUCCGAAACUCUUAGAAACACUCAGAAGAUAUGACCCGUCAAAGGAAUGGUUUUUAGGAAAAGCAUUACAUGAUGAAGAAUCUACAAUAAUUCACCAUUACGCCUUUUCUGAAAAUCCUUCAGUUUUUAAAUAUCCAGACUUUGCUGCUGGCUGGGCCCUUAGUCUUCCACUUGUAAACAAGCUCACCAAGCGGUUGAAGAGAGAGUCCCUGAAGUCCGACUUUACAAUAGACUUAAAACAUGAGAUCGCCCUCUACAUCUGGGACAAAGGGGACGGGCCUGCCCUCACUCCAGUGCCAGAGUUGUGUACAGACAGCAUGGAUGCCCGCUGCGCCACCACGGGCCACUCUUCCCUGCCCCUUUGCGGAAAUCCAGUGAAAAAGGAGGAUAUAUUUGUCGCAGUGAAAACAUGCAAGAAAUUUCAUGGCGAUAGAAUCCCCAUCGUAAAGCAGACGUGGGCGGGUCAGGCAAGUCACAUUGAGUAUUACAGCGACCACGCAGACAGUUCCAUUCCCACAGUGGACCUGGGGGUCCCCAACACAGACAGAGGUCAUUGUGGAAAGACAUUUGCCAUUCUGGAGAGAUUUUUGAAUCUCAGCCAUGACAAGAUAGCAUGGUUAGUCAUUGUGGAUGAUGACACGUUAAUAAGGUGGUUGGUGCCGUCAGGAAGAGACGCCCCGAAGAGACACCACCUCUGUCGUUUUAACCUCAGAAAUCGGAGGUCGAGGUUGAGCUGAUGAUUCACAACACGCAGGGCGAAGAGGACUACUUUUCAUCUCUUCUCUGGUCGAGAAGUGGACAUAACCUUGCCCCAGAGGGUUUGGGCUUUUAGAGGCUGUCGCCGACCAGAGGCUGCCGUUUCCUUGGAAGCCUCAUUCUCCGUGACUGAGGGGUGUCUGGCAGGAACCCCCGCACUCCCAGCCUCCCCUGUGGAGCUGUUUGUUAGACAGAUUUUGAGACUGACUCCGAGUUAGGUGCCUAGGCCGUGUAACUUGUGUGCCAGACUGGGUCAUUUUCCUGCCGUUCAGAGCUGUCAACAUUGUCAGAGACCUUGACCUUCAGACAGAAGCGAACCUGGCCCGCGGACCUGCAGACUCUCUCAGCACCACACGGAGGAGACUUACUCCGUGCAGCGAAUGCAUCUGCUUCACUCUCAGCCUUGGCCCGAGGGCUGGGAUGUUUCUGUCAGCUGCGUGGACUUGCGUGGACAAGGGGCCUCUUCCUGGACGUCCGUGCUUUGUUUGCUCAUGACUCUGCCCACCCCGAGAGAGGAAGAGUGAGACACUGGAAUGCUAGGUUCUAGAUUUAAUAUUGCUUCACGAGAAAAGAAGUCACGAUCGAUAAUUUAGAGAAGUGUUUGUUCGCGUGUCUGUUGCCUGGAGAUGCGUGAUGCCCGUGGAGCAGACCCGAUAAGCCUCACGGGGAGCCUGGGGCCGGGCGGGGUGCCCUGGAAAGCCUGGCUUAGAAGGAGGGCUGGGAGGGCGUUAGAAGGUGUUUGAAAGUGGGGUCAGCUCUUAACACGUGGAAGAACUCGGCUUUCUUAACACCAACCUCUGUGUCGCCUUUCAAAAGUGACUUCUAGAUUUUAUCUUCCUACAAAAUCUUUUCUUCAUCCUACGGCAGCUACAGUCACAGACGUUUUUCUGACUAGCCCUUGAAUGUCCUCGCUGUGCUUUGUCAGCUAUCACUGCUGAUAACUCCCAGGGCCGGGGGCUGUAAACAAGUGGACACGAAAGGCCACAGACCAGGGUGGCCUUACUCCAGGGAAACCUAAGGGGUGUCACUGUCCAAACACCCUUCCUUGCCUGCCAGUCACGUGCCUGACAUGGGCCUCGUCUGUACCUCCAAAGCUCCUUGACUGUCAAGAAUUCAGACAGACACCAAGUGCAUCUGGGGUGAUGUGGCGAUUAGGGGGCCUGGUGGAGGUGGCGAUCUGGGGGCCUGGUGGAGGUGGGCUCUGUGGUUCAUACUCCCUGGGGGCCUGGUGGAGUGGGCUCUGUAGGGCUGGGGCCACACUGCCUUGCCUUCACAAACUGCCAGCCCACCCUGGGCAGCCACGGCUGGCAGGGCCCCUUAAACCCAGGAGGAGGCCCCUUGGUUCUCAAUUUCUGUUUUCAGUAACGUCAAGUGUUCGCCAGUGUUUUUGUAAAAACCCGCUUCUGUAACUCGCUGGAAUUCCACCUCUACGUGAUCGCAGCCCCAUACCCUACUGUGUAACCAGUGGGCGUGGGAACCAUGAAGCGCUCACGAGCUGCCACU